AUGACAACAGUACAUAAUCCAAACAACUGGCACUGGGUUGAGAGAAAUUGUAUUCCUUGGGCAAAGAAUUACUUCAAUGAAAACUUACCAAAGCUUUCUGUUCCUGCAGAUGAUUCAACAAUUUCUGUAAAGUCAGUCAAGUCACUUUCAGGUGAUUGUGAUGUCACUCAAAGAAAAGGUAAGGUGAAGUGCCUUUUUGAGUUGAAGAUUGAGUUCGUUGUAAAUGUCACGACUGGCGAGGAAGAAGAGGAAGUUACCGUUGUUUUACCUGAAUUUGAACAUGAUUACGAUGAAUCUGAUUUUGUUUUUGAUAUUCGUACAUCCAAGUCUGACAACAAGGAUUUGAUCAAGAAACAUUUUCUGCCUGUUGCUGUUAAUGAAGUUUUUCUGAAGUUUCAACCUGACUUACUGGUUGCUAAUGAAACUCAGGUUAAGCAUAAUACAGACUAA
This is a messenger RNA of Pichia kudriavzevii, 450 nucleotides long. RefSeq lists its product as uncharacterized. The transcript has 2 exons. The record is from RefSeq and is a predicted model, not a curated record. Bases 1 to 450 code for a protein of 149 amino acids. Gene Ontology annotation, biological process: positive regulation of ATP-dependent activity; protein folding. NCBI's taxonomy places the organism in Eukaryota, Fungi, Ascomycota, Pichiomycetes, Pichiales, Pichiaceae. Gene Ontology annotation, cellular component: cytosol. Gene Ontology annotation, molecular function: protein-folding chaperone binding; ATPase activator activity.